GCCUCACCUAUGCUCGCCAACGGCGGUCGUCGUCGGAGUGCAGCGCGUAGGCUGACCCACGCUACUACUAAGAAGCGCCUCUUUUCAGUGAACCGGCACGCCCACCGCCGGAGCCUCAUCAUGCGCACAGUGGUGGAGAUUUCGAAUCAUGAACCGUGCGUGCCCAGCUAGCUUCCGCCCGUCCGCUGUCGAUCACAUGGCCUGCAACUAUUAUGCAAUCGUGCUUGUGCACUGCGUGCUGUCAGUGUAUGUCAUUCUUGUUUCCUUGUUAGAUUCAGGCCAGUUUCUUUAGUUUGCCACCUUUACCAAAACUAGCAUGGCAACUUGAGCAGUUCACAUAGUAGCUUCCUUGUCCUUUUCUGUAGAUAUAGAAGACCCAAAAAGGUUCUGGCUAGGGAAUUCUUGCUGGUUGUAUAGUGUCAUUCAUUCAUGGAGCCAACUCUGGCCACCGGUGUCACAUGGUCUCUAACUGUAGUGUUGGUAGAACCAUAGAGAUGGGCAUAUAUAGUAUUGUUGGUUGAUUCAAUGCAGUUUGUAUGCUUGCACGGUCAGUACUUACUACUUAGGGUGUGCUAAAGCCUAUAGUAUGGUUGAUGAUUCAUUGAUAUAGUUGUUAGCAACCUUAUCAAACCAGUUAGAGUCAAGUUAUUGUCUGGGAGUCAAGUAUCAGUGUUCCGUCUCGGUCUCUUGUUCAUUGCCUCCUCAUCUUGCUCUCCUGACUGAUACUGAACCUGCUCUAUGUCUGCAACAUUACUACCAGGGUCAUUGUAGGCUGAAGCUAUGGCUGCAGGGCCACUGGAUCUUUGGAAUCACUGGUCCAUCCAGAUCCUUGUGCUCCUCAGCUUCGCACUGCAGGUUGUCCUCUUUUUCUUCGCCGGGAUCCGUCGACGUGGAGUCAACCCUGUGCUGAGGAUCUUGCUCUGGCUGGCGUACCUGCUGGCUGACUCCACCGCAAUAUACGCCCUUGGCCAUCUCUCCCUUGGCACUAUCAGCAAAGAGCGCAAGCAAGGGGAGCUAGUCGCAUUCUGGGCUCCAUUCCUCCUGAUGCACCUUGGUGGCCCGGACUGCAUAACUGCGUAUGCCCUCCAGGACAACCAGCUCUGGCUGCGACACCUGCAGAUCCUCGUCGUGCAGGUCCUCGGAGCUGGCUAUGUCCUCUACAAACGCAUCGCUGACAAUGGGUUCUAUGUUAUGCUGGCUUCUGUCCUCAUGUUCGCCAUUGGUGUUGUCAAGUAUGUGGAGAGGACAUGGGCGCUCAGGUGCGGGAACAUGGGUACCAUCCGGAGCUCUCUCAAGAGGGGACCAGAUGCCAAACAUCACGAGUUCCAUGCUCUGGAUCAAGGGUUCAGAGAGGGGGCUGCCAAUGAGGAAGAACUCUAUGUGCGCCGUGCUCACUCCGUGUUUCAUAUAUGCAAGGGUGCCAUAGUUGAUUCUUGGAUCGAAAAGGAUUCAGAAAACCAUGGAGGCGAGAUGCUUAGGGACAUCAUAAAUGAAGGCUACAAGGGUAUGUGGACAUUAAUGGAGGUGGAGCUCUCUCUGUUGUAUGACAUCUUGUACACCAAGGCAGCUGUGAUCCAUACAUGGCGUGGCUACUGCAUCCGUCUUGUCUCGCCACUUGCCACUGUCGCCGCCUUCCUGCUUUUCCACUUCAGUGUCAAAGAUGGGCACAGAAGAACUGACAUUGCUAUCACAUACACCUUGCUGGCUGGGGCCUUCCUACUGGAGAUGGCAUCAUUGUUGAUGGCCCUAGGGUCGAGUUGGACAUACAGCUUCUUGUGCACCACACGUUGGAGCUGGUUCCGUUAUGCUGUUCUGUGCACGGGAAGGUGGAAUCAGCUUCGUCAGCUUGUCAAGAAGAUCACGCGAAGACAAGUUGCUGGCCAUGCAAGGAGGUGGUCCGGUGAAAUGGGGCAGUACAACAUGCUGCAUUUUUGCAGCCGCCAAGACACAGCCUUCAGUCCAGUUCUCGGUAAACUAGCAAAGAUGGUGGGACUAAAGGAGUGGUGGAACAGCAAGCAUUACUCAGGGACCAUUCAGAUUUCAGAUGAGCUUAGGCUGUGGCUGCACUGGUACAUAGAACAAUUGCCCAGGAAAAACAAAGUGAACACGCAAGGGGUGCUCAGGCAGAAUUGGGGGGUACAGGCAUUGGAGGUUCAUCGUUGUUAUGAUAAUUUCAAAGGCUACCUUGGCAUUGAGCUGCAAGAGGGAAUCGUCAUCUGGCACAUUGGCACUGAUGUCUUCCUUGCCAAAAGCAGUCGAGCGAAGGCAGAUUAUGGAUCCGCGCAGGAGAAACUGGUGAAGACCAUUAGGAUACUGUCUAAUUACAUGAUGUUCCUCCUCGUUGAGCGGCCUGAGAUGUUACCCGGCCUUGCUCAGACGAGGCUGUAUCAACAGACGUGCGAGAACUUGGUCGACAUGUGGUGUAAGGUUGAGUCCUCAAGUCACAGUCAUCCAAACAGGAAGAUCCGUACUAUGAUGAAGGAAUUAUUCCUCUGGCGUGACGACCCAAAUACUUCUCGACUGUUGCAAAGAGAUGAGCUUGCCGUCAUCCUCUACAGCGAGAAGCCAGAGUAUAGCACAGAUGUUCCUCGCCUCUGCUAUGCUAACUGGGUUGCUAAAGAACUACUCAAACAAGAAAAGGAGAAAGGCAGCAAGGCCAUGCUGGACCUGCUCCUACAUGUGUGGAUGGACUUUCUAGUCUACACUGCCAAUAGAUGCAGCAGGGAAUCCCAUGCCAAGAAGCUGAGCAGUGGCGGUGAGUUGACAACCGUCUUAUGGCUUAUGGCAGAUUACUUUCACAAAUCAUUACUGUAUCCCCAGUUUCCUAUAGGCGUGCGUACUGAUUCACCAGAGGAUGGUUGAACCAUGUACACGAUAACCUAACCAUAUUGUAUCCCGAGUUACCUAUCAAUAUUUGGCAAAUUUGGUUUCCAAAUUUCAUGGCUUCGUUUAAAAAGCUGAAGGCUGCAGCCAAAUGACUGGUACAGGCUUCUCUCUCUGGAAGUUACCCUGUUUGUUGUGGCUGUCAGGUACAUCACAGAGGACCUUCUGCUCUAGAGGUGAUGCUGCCCUAAGCUGUGCCCAAUAGCUAAAUAAGAUUGAUCACUCACCGCCACAUGGAAUUCACAAGUAGACAUGUGUUCUCAGAUUGUAUUUUUCCAUGUAAUCCCCCUGAUUCCUUCCAGAUGUAGUGUUGAGAACCGACCAAAUGAUGAGUUGUAUGCAAGAAGCUCUGGGUGCCAUGCUAGUGCAAUUGGCACAUGCAUGGCCUCUCACCAUCUUUGUACUUACUUGCUGAUUUUAAAAGUAGUUACUUCA
Molecule: messenger RNA, 3318 nt
Organism: Lolium perenne
Lineage: Eukaryota; Viridiplantae; Streptophyta; Magnoliopsida; Poales; Poaceae
Source: RefSeq, a predicted model, not a curated record